Molecule: messenger RNA, 1710 nt
Organism: Fusarium keratoplasticum
Lineage: Eukaryota; Fungi; Ascomycota; Sordariomycetes; Hypocreales; Nectriaceae
Product: ENTH domain-containing protein
Exons: 4
Coding region: 1-1710 (569 amino acids)
Biological process (GO): endocytosis; actin filament organization
Cellular component (GO): endosome; clathrin vesicle coat; plasma membrane
Molecular function (GO): clathrin binding; phospholipid binding
Source: RefSeq, a predicted model, not a curated record
AUGUCGAAGGUGAUGCGAAGCGUCAAAAAUGUGACCAAGGGUUACUCCAGCGCCCAGGUCAAGGUCCGAGAAGCGACCAGCAAUGACCCCUGGGGUCCGACUGGCACUCAGAUGAGCGAAAUCGCUCAGAUGACCUACAACACUUCCACAGAGUUCUACGAGAUCAUGGACAUGAUCGAUAAGCGUUUGAACGACAAGGGAAAGAACUGGCGACACGUCCUCAAAGCUCUCAAGGUUCUUGAUUACUGUCUGCACGAGGGCUCAGAGCUUGUCGUCACUUGGGCUCGCCAGAGCAUUUACAUUAUCAAGACCCUGCGAGAGUUUCAAUACGUCGAUGAGGAGGGUCGCGAUGUUGGACAGAACGUCCGAGUUGCUGCAAAGGAAUUGACUGCUUUGAUUUUGGACGAGGAUAGACUACGAGCUGAGCGAAGCGAUCGGAGAUCCUGGAAGUCGCGCGUUACCGGACUCGAGGAGUUCGCCCCCCAACACGCCGAGCCCGCCGCCGCACAUGGGAACCGGCGCCAGCGCGAGAGGCGGGUGGCGAAUGAUGAGGAAGAUACCGAGUACCGCUUGGCUAUCGAGGCCAGCAAGUAUCAAGAGGAGGAAGACCGGAAAAAGCGAGAGAGCCGACAGCAUGGGGUGGAUGAUGAUGAUGACCUGCAGAAGGCGAUCAAGCUUAGCCAGGAGGAGGAGGAAAAGAGGCGCAAGGAGUUGGAAGAGAGCAAUGCUCACUCUCUCUUCGAUGAUGAUCCUGUCCCGCAGCAGCAAACCAGCCAGCCGCAGUACACUGGCUUCAACCAAGGAUACCAGCAAGGAAACCCAGUCGACUUCUUCGCAAACCCCAUCGACCAGAAUCAACCCCAGAACACUGGCUACAUGGCCAAUGCCUAUACCGGGUUCCCGCAGCAGGGACAGCCCACUGGCUUCCAGACGAACCUCAACACCGGCUUCGGCCAGCCCAUGAAUAUGGAUCCUUAUGGCCAGCAACAGGCCCAGCAACAGGCCCAGCAACAGCAGCUGGCCUUCCAGCAACCUCAGCCCACUGGCUUCAACCCCUACCUGCAACAGCAACCGCAGCAGCCGCAACAGUCACUAUCGUCACCAGCUUCCCCUGAGCCCACUCUCCAGCCCGGCAGCAACAAUCCCUGGGCAACUCACAACCAGGCUCAAGCGCUGCAGCCCACCCCAACUGGAUCCAACAACCCGUUUGCCCAGUUCAGCCGCCCACAAUCUGCCCGACCCAACCCCAUUUCUUCCCUGGGCUCUCUCCCUGAGCAGAAGACCCUCAAUACCUUUAGCAGCCAACCCCAGCUGCAACAACAGAACAGCUUCCCCCAGGCACAACCGGCGUUCAACACUCCUCAGAAGGAGAUGAACGAGCACGAGACCCGACUCAACUCGCUGCUCGCUACCGGUGACGGUAUGGACACCUUUGGCAACACAGGUAACCUCCGUAUCCCCGCCCAGCACACAGCCCCCGGCACAUUUGUCAACAGCGCUGGUGCGGGUGUGGCCCGAAUCAACGCCGAGGCAACAGGAAACAACCCAUUCCUUCGACAGCAGUUCACAGGCAUGCCUACCGUCAACUACGGCCCCCAGAUGCCUGCGGCUACUGGGCCUGCGGGCUUGAACGGCCAGACCAACAACCCUUUCGCUGCCCACCCAGCACCGCAACAACAGCAGCAGAACCAAGACCUGAUCCAAUUCUAA